AUGGAGGUUAAUAUGGAUAUAGUGCCCGACAGCGAAGCAGCUACACAGCCACAAGGCUCCUCCGUGGUAUCAACUGCACCUAACAAUUCUGUUAUUGGUGCUCUUGUUGGCAUUCAAACUGGUCGUGAUGUUGAAAUCUCCAAUUCCUAUGAGUUAGAUUUUGAUACUAUUGAUGGGAAGUUUAAUGAAAGCCCUCUUUUCCUUCAAAUGAAUCCAUUUGAAAUGGUCACAUCAAAAAACCUUCCGAUUACCGUUUAUGAAUCGAUAAUUGAUAUAAUUGAUGGACAAGCUCACACUUUAUUCAUUAAGUCACAGUAUAAGAUUGAGACUGGAGAGGCUGAACGCAUCGCUGUCGAUCAUGUUGCACAUACAACUCUUGGAGAGGGAGGCGAAGGUUCUUCUCGUAAGUGA
Racocetra fulgida is the source of this 411-nucleotide messenger RNA. Lineage: Eukaryota; Fungi; Glomeromycota; Glomeromycetes; Diversisporales; Gigasporaceae. The record is from the annotation of a GenBank genome assembly.